Messenger RNA from Lobosporangium transversale, 1728 nucleotides. RefSeq lists its product as hypothetical. NCBI's taxonomy places the organism in Eukaryota, Fungi, Mortierellomycota, Mortierellomycetes, Mortierellales, Mortierellaceae. The transcript is spliced from 2 exons. The record is from RefSeq and is a predicted model, not a curated record. Bases 163 to 1710 code for a protein of 515 amino acids.
UCCUCAUUCAUCUGCUUCACAUUCAUUCACCUAUUUAUCCAUUCAUUUAUCCAUUCGAGUUACAGUACUUCAUAUUUCUUAGCUCAUCCACAUAUCUUUUUUGCUCGAAAUCCAAAUAGCAUUUAUAACGUAUAGAAAAAGGGUGCUCCAUCAUAUCACACAAUGCCCAGUGUGCAAUCAAAGCUCUCGAUAUACCGCAAACUGAUCCCUGCCAAAUAUGUCAACCGGAUCGCACUGGAGCUACAGCGGACAUUCUUGGUUGCAUUGUCGUUACUCAAAGCCCAUCGUCGCAAAGCAAUAUUACUAUCAUUGGGACCUGCAACAAUAUUUAAAUUUGUCACCGUAAUGUUACCGAUCAUUAAAUUGUUACCACCGACUGUCAAAGCUAUCCGUGCCCUCAGCUACUUUAAAUCCUCUAGCACAAAUAACGGUAAUCGCAACAGAAGUAGCAGUAAUAACAACAGUGGUGAUGAUGGCAGUAGAAUCGUGGCAAAUCGGGAAGCGAACACUACUGCAGCAGCAGCAGAAGGGUUGGGUUUGAGUAUGGACGAACUGAGCGAGAUUCUAUGGACACCAGCAGAGGACACAUACUGGGAACGGGUGAAUGCGGUGGUUAGUCGAUUUGGAUUGCACAGAUUCUUGGGGAUUUCGCUUGCAGGCGUUCGACCAGGACGAGUUGAAGUGAUCAUGCCCUUCAAGGCCGAAGUUUCGGGCGAAGGAGGCACAUUCCAUGUAAGCCUGCUCCCGACACUUAUUGCCAUUACUAGUCAAUUAACAGGAAUGACCCUAUUGCCACGACAUUUUACACUCAAGCCUAUCGAUCUUAAAUGCAACAUUUUGUCAGAUUGUGAUGCUUCUACAUACUUGCUUCUGGCUCGCGGAGCGGUGGUGGUACGAGGUGAACACAGCAUCACUAUCAAAGUUGAAAUCAUGAAGGCCAGUGGACUGGUCCCAGGCUCGACAGAGAUCAUCUCCCCUUCACCUCGACCAUCCAUGCUUUCCUGGAAGAGCUGCCUCGGCGCUUCAACUACCAAUACUUCGUCGGUGCCGAUAUCACCUGGCGGAUUAGUUCCAGGGACAUGUAUUGAGCGUAGUAGGUUUGUUUUGUGUGCUUCAGGGAUGCAGACUAGCGUCAUCGUACGUGCAAGCAUGGAUCAUAGUGACGAAGGAGAGUUUGAGAGCCAGCAAUUGAAACGAGAGGAGGAACAGAAGUUUAAUAGGCGAACAUCCUCCAUGUCUUCGACAUCUACAUUUGGUUCGCCAGCGGGUGGUAUAGCAGACGAGGAUGUGAUUAUACUUGGUGACAGUUUCCAGCCUACAACCAGCUUAAACUCCACAAUAACAAGCGCAAUGGCAUCGAGUCGCAAAGCCUCUGCUCACAACAGCCAAUCAACUACACCCCGACCUACAUCACCAACAAUUGCUGUGGCAAAGGAUCACUCUCAACCAAUGCGACUUACUAACUUAAUGGAUAGUAGCUCGUUCCAAAUUGUGUCGCCAUCUUCAUCGUUCCUAGACGAGUCCAAGCAUCCCGAUCAUGAUAUUCUUCAGCACCACCAACAUACCACAAUUUUGGCUGGAUCAAUCAGCAACAAUAAUAGUACUAUGCCCAUGACUUAUGCCGCUGCUGUCCGCCAGCAGCCUACUGGACUGGACAAUCUCCAUCAAUAUGAAGAGACAAGUGAUACAGAAGCAUGGCAGAAAUCAUAGCAGACCUUUAAGGCGUCG